AACAAUUGCCUACUUCCUGAGCAAAUACAAGAGAAACCCAACUCUCUCACUCGAGUAUUUCAAGAACACACCUUGAACAAUACUCCUCACUCUGUUUCUUCACUCUCCAAUCAGACUAAUUACUUCUCUAUCUCACUUAGUAAUAGCUAACAUGCCUUUAUAUAUAGGCUUACAUGAAAACGAAAAACAGAAGAGUAACAAACUUAACUACCCAAGCUCUUGAGAGUGUGAACAUAACCGAAAUAAUUAACUGUCCAAGAAACUUGGAACUGAAUGUAACAACCUGUUUCUUUAUUUGGAUUACCAGAAAACUACAAAUUCCACCUUAAUCCAAAUAAAGCAGACAUUCUGGAGUUUCACCUCUCUCUCUCUCUCUUUCUCUACUCCUUAGGAGGUAAGAUUCCAUUAACAUAUCAUUACAAAUUAGUUUCAAAUAUAUCUCAACAAUCACUCACAAUUUGUUAGUUUGAACAUAUUUGUUUUCUCUCAUGAAUCGUUUUCAUCAUCAAAUGUUUCUUCAUAUCCGUUACUAUGGUACUGCUUCUAUCACAAUUCCCCAAUUCCACCAAUCUUCACCUGUUGUUAAUAGAUUUCUUUCUCUCUUACAAAGAUGUGGAAGAACACUUGCUUCUAUCAAAGCCAUCCAUGCACAGCUCAUUACUCAUAAUAUGUCCAAGUAUCAGUAUUUGUGUACAAAACUCAUUGCUCUUUAUUGUGAUUUGGGUAGUUUGAGUGUUGCCCACAAUGUGUUUGAUCAAUUUUCUCAACCAAAAACCAUUUUGUGCAAUGCUUUGAUUAAUGGGUAUUUGAAAAAUGAGCUGUAUUUUGAGGCAAUUGAGUUGUUUAAAAUGAUGGGGUUUUGUAAUUUGAAGAUAGAUAGUUAUACUUGUCAUUUUGUGCUUAAGUCUUGUAUUGGGUUGUCAGAUUAUGAAUUGGGUUUGGAAGUUGUCAAAUUUGCUGUUGAUAAGAAAAUUGGAAGGGAGAAGUUUUUGGGGACUGCAAUAAUUAAUUUUUUGGUGAGGUUUGGUAAAUUAGAUGAUGCAAGAAGGGUUUUUGAUGGGAUGAUUGAAAGAGAUGUUGUUUGUUGGAAUUCUAUGAUUAGUGGUUAUGUUCAAGCUGAUCAGUUUAAUGAAGCAUUUUUUAUGUUCUUUAAGAUGAGGAAUUGUGGUAUUAACCCAAGUGCACUAACCAUAGUUAGUUUGAUUCAAGCUUGUGCUAGAAGUGGGAAUUUAGAGCUUGGAAAAUGUGUUCAUGGUUGUGCCAUUGAAUUGGGUAUGACAAAUGAUGUUUUGGUGGUUACCUCAUUCAUCAAUAUGUAUAGUAAUUUGGGUGAAAUUGAGAGUGCUCACUUGGUGUUUGAGACAAUGCCAAAUAGAAAUUUGGUCUCCUGGAAUGCCAUGAUCUUGGGAUUUGUUCAAAAUGGUUUGGUGCUUGAAUCUAUUUCCUUGUUCAAUAGACUAGUCACAAGUGGUUGCGGAUUUGAUUCACGAACCAUAGUGAGCCUUCUUCAAGGUUGUUCUCAAAUUGCUGAUCUAAAAUGUGGAAAAAUCCUUCAUGGUUGUAUUUUCAGAAGGGGUAUUGAAUUGAAUGUCAUUUUGUCUACUGCAAUUGUUGAUCUCUAUUCUAAAUGUGGUGCCUUAAAGGAAGCAACUUUCGUCUUCGAUAGAAUGGAAAAGAGGAAUGUCGUCACGUGGACUGCUAUGCUUGUAGGAUUGGCACAAAAUGGGCUUGCAGAGGAAGCCCUGAAACUGUUUCAUCAAAUGCAAGUAGAGGGGGUUGUGGCCAAUUCAGUAACUCUUGUUAGUUUAGUUCAAUCUUGUGCUCACUUGGGUUGUUUGAGGAAAGGAAGAAGUGUUCAUGCUCAUUUGAUUCGUUGUGGAUAUGUGUUCGAUGUUGUUCACAUGACAGCAUUGAUUGAUAUGUAUGCAAAGUGUGGAAAAAUCAGACCUGCUGAAUUGAUUUUUAAUAAAGGUUCCAUUUUUGAAGAUGUUAUUAUAUGGAACUCUAUGAUAACAGCUUAUAGUAUUCAUGGUCAUGGCGAUAAAGCUGUUGAACUCUAUCGAAAAAUGAUGGUUGAAGGAGUUGAGCCAAAUGAAACCUCUUUUCUUGCUCUUUUAACUGCUUGUAGUCACUCAGGACUUGUGGAAGAGGGAAUAAGAUUAUUUCAUAGCAUGGAAAGAGACCACAAAAUCAGGCCUACCGAUAAGCACUAUGCGAGCUUUGUGGAUCUUCUGAGCCGAGCAGGUCGUUUUGAAGAAGCUGAGACAUUGGUCACACAAGUGCCUUUCGAACCUGGAAGUUCUAUUCUUCAACCUUUGUUAAAUGGAUGUUUAACUCACAAGAACUUCGAUUUGGGUUUACGAACAGCUGAUAGAUUACUUAGUUUAGACUCUCUAAAUUCUGGGAUUUAUGUUGUCUUAUCAAACAUCUAUGCCCAAGCAAAACAAUGGGAUGCAGUAAACCAUGUUCGAAGCCUUAUGAGAACACAAGGAUUAAAGAAAACGCCAGGAUAUAGCUCGAUCGAGGUAGAAAGUAAAGUUUAUACAUUUUUUGCAGCAGACGAUUUGCAUCCUAACUGGGCAGAGAUUUCUGAGUAUUUAGAGAAUUUAAGAUUAGAAGUAGAAGCAUCUGGCUAUGUGCCGGAUACAAGUUGUGUUCUUCGCGAUGUUGAUGAGCCAAUGAAGAUUAAGCUGCUAUGGGGCCAUAGUGAGAGACUAGCUAUUGCAUUUGGACUCUUAAGCACACCAGCAGGAAGCUCAAUUAGGAUUACCAAGAACCUACGUGUUUGUAAUGAUUGUCAUAAUGUGACUAAAUACAUUUCCAAGAUAGCCAGGAGGGAACUAAUUGUUAGAGAUGCCAAUCGUUUUCAUCACUUUGUCAAUGGUGUUUGCUCUUGUAAUGAUUAUUGGUAAUAAGAAACAAGAUUUGCCAACACAUUGGAAUAUUGUUUUCUGUUGUUGAGUACUCUUAUCAUAAACAGCCAACAAAGAUUUUAGAGACAAGAAAUUGAAAAGGGACAGUAACUUGAAGCCUCUAUUCCCGAUUCCUCCCAAUUCAACACGUACUGACUCUUUGCUAGGUUGAAUCGAUGUGGAAACGGCGUCGCAUUGGGUGCAAUCUCAGCCAUUCUACCACUGUAAGGAUUGAAAAGCAGAGCUGGAUAUUCUAACUCCACCAUUUUCUAGUAGAUUUCCUUUAGACAGGGCCGGCCCUUAAACAAACUGGGCCAUAGGGAAAAAAAAAUUUUUUGGCCCUUAUGUUAGAAACAAUGUGGUAUUUUUCAAAAUCAGUAAAAAAAAUUGUAUAAUUUUAAAGAGGAAAAAAAAAAAUUUGGGCCCCAGGACUGGGUGGGCCCUAGGCACAGGCCUAGCCCGCCUAUGCCCAGGGCUGGGCCUGCCUUUAGACCAUCUUUGGAAAUCGGUUUCUUCAAAUAAUCAGAUUUUCUUUUCAA
Messenger RNA from Cannabis sativa, 3451 nucleotides. Its product is annotated as pentatricopeptide repeat-containing protein At3g12770. The coding region runs from base 489 to 2912 and encodes 807 amino acids. The transcript is spliced from 2 exons. The record is from RefSeq and is a predicted model, not a curated record. Gene Ontology annotation, molecular function: RNA binding; protein binding; zinc ion binding. Lineage: Eukaryota; Viridiplantae; Streptophyta; Magnoliopsida; Rosales; Cannabaceae. Gene Ontology annotation, biological process: RNA modification.